AUGAUGGAAGAGGAGCUCAUGGAGGGGCUGCCGAACGGCGUCGAUGAGGCCGCGUUCUUGCAGGCGCGGCUGAAGCUGUUCAUCCCGCGGCGCCCCAAAGAGCCCUUCGACCCCUACGGCGAACCUGAGAGCACCACCCGCAAGUUCAUUGUGCAGGGGGAGCUGCUGAAGGUGCAUCUGCUCAUCCAGCGGUCAGAGCCUUUGCCAACAAACGAUACUUCGAGCGAGGGUCUGCAAGAGCCGUUCAUCACCGACUCCUUCUUCUCGAGGCUCAAGUGGGAGGUUCAGUUCCAAACGCAAAAGUUCGACGCCAAGCUGCACGCUCUGCAGUCCAAAGGCAAGGGCAAGGCCAACGUCACCGAGGCCAGACCCAAACACACCUUCGGACCCAUCGAGGAGCUGAAGGGAGCUGGCAUGACGCCUAACGGCCUGCCCGACCCGCAGCUCACUCGCCUCCCCACCGGCGAUAUCAUGUACACCCUUCACAUGCCCAUCGCGCUGCAAGAGAAAUACGUUGCGAGCAAGCUUACGCUGAUUCUUGCCCUGCGACCAGUAGCAUUCCCAGAACGACCCUUCUCCACGCUGUCAGACGGCAUGCUGGCGCAGAUGGCGGUGACGAGCAUGGAGUCGCGCUCGCCCAUCGUGCGGACGCCGCUCUCCGUUCAUUUCGCCCGACACUCAAUGGAUUCGGUGCACUACAUCACCCUCGCGGCCGAAAACAACUGGACAUCUGCCCCUUCCGACUUCCCUCAGGCCAAGCUAGCCGAGCACUGCUUGCACCUGCAGAACAUUUGGUUGCAAAAGGACGCCACGAAGCUGCUCACCACCUCGCCAAAGUCGACCACGGAAAAGAAAGACGCCGAGACCAAGCUCGCCGAUAUGCAACAGUCGAUGCCCGCACCGCUAUUCGAGCAAACAGUAGUUUUACAAGGCAACAAAAGCAUGAGCGUCAGCGCAGCCGCACGUAAGCCCUUCAAGCUGGUCAAGAUCGACUUCGACCAUCAUUUCCGCCACACCAUAGAGAAGGGCGAGAUGCCGCUGAAACUGAGCGUCGGAGACAGCUACGCGUCGGUCGUCACGAUUGAGGGUCGCCCUGGUGCAAGCGGCAUGGGCGAUGCUGCUGGCACGCUCCAGUCCACCAUUAUGGUAGCCUGGACCGCCGCGUGUCUCUUUGCGCCCAUUCUCUCUCGCUACGACUUCCAGUGGCCCAAGCCCGAGUCUCCCUCGCUGCUGCUCUCGCUCAACGCCCCGUCUCCCGCCCCGCUGGGCCAGAUCUUCCCGGUCCACCUCACCCUCUCCAAUUUCAGCGCCAAGAAGGUGGCCCUCGAGCUCCUCGUCCCCUCGGCCAGCUCGCGCUCGCCCAGCCACCCGCCGCUGGUCGACGACAUAUCGCCCACGUCGCCGCGCGCCGGAUCCCCGCCGCCCGUCGAGCGUAAGAAGGUGGUGACGGGCAAGGUCGCCAGUACUUCCACGACCGCUCAACCUCCGAUGACGAAGGGCGCAGCGACGGAGAGCUCCUCGAUCACCCUCGGGGCGAUGAGCGCCUCCUUGUCCACCAUACCGCAGCCCCCACCGUCGUAUCGAGCCCGGUCGUCCCAGACGACCGGACCGUCGGAUGCCAGUCCCGGUAAGUUGGCAGUACCGGGCACGCGACCGCGAGCCGCGAGCCGCGGCGGCAACUCAGGCCAACACCGACGCUCGUCAUCCCUGGACAAUCCGUUCACACCGCCGCCUCGCUUGCCCGCCGCGGCUUUACGGGCUUCCCCGGCUCAAGGACAGAUCGCCAGGUCGCCUCGCAAGGACAUCAAAGACGACUUGGUCAUCCCGCCUACGCUGACAGAUGUUGGCCUCCUUUUCUGCCUGCAAAAGACGGUCAAGAUCGGAGAGGUGGAGGCCAACAGUUCGGUGCGAGUGAAGGUGGACUACGUGGCGGGCAAGGAGGGCGUGUACGAUCUGAAGCCCUUCGUCGUCGUCGACACCAUCACCAACCAGCGCUACCUUCUCAAACACUCGCCGCUCAUCUACGUGCUCCCGCCUGUGGCCACCUCCACACCGUCGCCGUAG
Molecule: messenger RNA, 2064 nt
Organism: Acanthamoeba castellanii str. Neff
Lineage: Eukaryota; Discosea; Longamoebia; Acanthamoebidae
Exons: 14
Coding region: 1-2064 (687 amino acids)
Source: RefSeq, a predicted model, not a curated record